AUGUCGACUUUAUUUUUGGUUCUAUUUCUCAUUUGCAUUGGUCUUCUGGGUUAUUACUUUUUUCUACUACAGCAACUUCAUCGAUACUUCAGUCGACGUGGUAUUCCUACUCCACCUUUCCAUUUCUUCUUUGGACAUCUAAAAACUUUGUGGAAUACUCCGGCUUUUCAUCGUCAACUGGAAAGUUGGACAAAGCAAUAUGGCCAAAUAUAUGGAAUUUACCAAGGAACUACUCCUACUUUUGUUGUUAGCGAUCCUGAUUUUCUUCAGGAAGUUUUUGUCAAACAAUUUGCCGCUUUUCAAGGGCGAAGAGAAGUUCUCAGAGGUAUUGGUGUUCAUAACGUAUUUUCAUCAUCGGGUGCACCAUGGCGCCGGCACCGUCAGGUCAUAAAUCCAACGUUCUCUACCGCGAAAUUAAAAAUGAUGAGUCCUCUUAUCAAUGAGUGCAUUGAUGAUCUAAUGGAAAAAUUAGACACUCAUGUAAAAAACGCCAAUGAAUUCAAUAUCUACUUAUAUUAUAAGCGACUGACAAUGGAUGUGAUAUGUCGAUGUGCAUUUGGAAUUGACACAGAUGUACAAAACAAUCCAGACAAUAUAUAUUUCAAGAAAGUGGAAGAACUCUUUGCCCACAAUAUUAAUUCACGUUGGGUCUUCCGACUUGGCGAAUUUACGCCUCGCGUAGCGAAUAUUCUUAAUAAAGUCGUUUUUGGUGCAAACAUCGCACGAGUAUUAAUCAAUAAAUAUCUUAUACCACUAAUCUCAAUAAAACAACUAUAUGAACCACCAAAUAUUUGGCUCUUCAGCCGACUACAUCCAAUUAUCGAGCAGCGACAGCAGACACCUACUUCACGAAUCGACCUUUUGCAACUGAUGUUACAAGUGAUGACUGACGAAAAAAUUAACGACGAGGUGCAAAACGAUGACAAGGCAAACUAUCGGCUAACUCGAAAAGAAACAAUCGUUAAUAUCCUUGUUUUUAUGGCAGCAGGAUAUGAAACAACAUCAACUGCUCUGGCUUAUGCAGCAUAUGAGCUUGCUAGACAUCCAGAAGUUGUCAAUAAACUGCAAGAUGAAAUAAACCAACUUCCCUUCAACGAUGAUGAUGAAUUUGAUAAGGAAAGAAAAAAAUAUUCCGACUAUGAUUUAGUCAUGCAGAUGCCUUAUAUGGAUAUGUUCAUUUCUGAAGUCUUGAGAAUGUAUCCUAUUGGAAAUAUGUUCAUUCAAAGAUGUGCCUCCAAAGAUACAGUUGUACAAGGAAUUACCAUUGAAAAGGGCAACUUAGUGCAUGCUGAUGUCUAUUCAAUUCAUUAUGAUCGUAAACUUUGGGGUCCUGAAGAUCCAUACGUUUUCGUUCCUGAACGUCAUAAAAUAAAGCGUCAUCCAAUGGCCUAUUUGCCAUUUGGAGCAGGUCCACGACACUGUAUUGGUAUGCGCUUUGCACUGAUGGAGAUAAAACUUCUACUCGUACAGCUACUUCGAAAGUAUACGAUUCUGCCUGGUGAAAACCUCGAAGGCAAAUUUAACAUCAGUGAACGAACGGCUAUCACACCCGAAGAAGUGUGGGUCAAACUGGUAGAAACAAGUGAUUGA
This is a messenger RNA of Rotaria socialis, 1590 nucleotides long. The record is from the annotation of a GenBank genome assembly. NCBI's taxonomy places the organism in Eukaryota, Metazoa, Rotifera, Eurotatoria, Philodinida, Philodinidae.